This is a messenger RNA of Salvelinus sp. IW2-2015, 2281 nucleotides long. Its product is annotated as E3 ubiquitin/ISG15 ligase TRIM25-like. Bases 12 to 1610 code for a protein of 532 amino acids. Gene Ontology annotation, molecular function: zinc ion binding; protein binding. The transcript is spliced from 7 exons. Lineage: Eukaryota; Metazoa; Chordata; Actinopteri; Salmoniformes; Salmonidae. The record is from RefSeq and is a predicted model, not a curated record.
UUGACAUUGUGAUGUUUUUGUUUACAAAGGUGCCUUUUCCUUUUUGUGUUCCUGUUGACAAAACGGUUGUCAUGGCGUCCCUGGAGGAGGAGUUGACGUGUUCAGUGUGCCGUGACGUCUUCAGCCAGGCCCAGCCCUUGCCGUGCGGCCACAGCUUCUGCCCAGCAUGUGUGCGAGACGCCUGGGGCCACGGGGAGGCGGGGGUCAGGGGUCGCUUCACCUGCGCACAGUGUCAGGAGGAACAGGGGGUUGUGGCGUGUGACUGCUGCCCCCCUGUGGGGGACGGGGACCAGUCUGGGAACGCUGCAGCGGUGAAGACCUGUCUGCGCUGUGAGGUGUCUCUGUGUGCUGAGCACCUGAAGCCCCACCUGGAGCGGCCCGCCUUCAAGACACACCUGCUAGUGGAACCUCUGGGAGACCUGUCCCACCGCAGGUGUCCUGCCCAUGAGGAGAUGUUCCGCUACUACUGUGCAGACGAGCGGGUGUACGUGUGUGCAGACUGUUUAUUGGAGGGUGGCCACGCACAGCACCGGGUUAAAGGACUGAGGAAGGUGGAGGAGGACCUGAAGGUCAUCCUCCAGAGCCUUCUCCAGAAAGCAGAUGAGAAGCUGAAUAAAGGUGAACAGAUCCUCCAAGAGCACCGGAACACUGACCGCACUAUAACAGACUUGUCUGUGGCAGAUGACUCCCAGGUGGAGCGUAUGGGUAUAGCCCUGCAGCUGCAGGUGGAGAGGCUGGUGCUGGCCCUGAGGGAGAGCACCAGGAAGGAGAGGCAGCAGGCCGUGGAGCGCCUCCAGAACAACUGCAGCAGGGUUAGAGAGGACCUGAGCCAGACCCAGGACAUCUACCACUACCUGGGCUCCUUGCUGGAGGAGACAGACCCCUUCCUGCUCAUCUGGGCAUUUCAAUCUGAUGACUCAAGGCUGCUUGCGGACCUGAACUGUCCCCUGUUCACUCCUGACUCCCUCAGCCUCGACAGGAAGUAUAUUAUGGAGGAUAUCGAGAGCAAGUACAGAGAGUUCAUCACCGAGACACUGCGCUGUCUCACCGAACUCAAGAGAGAGCUCUUAACAAGUCAGCUGACUCUGGACACUAACUCUGCCCAUCCUCUCCUGAGCAUUUCGGACGGCCUGCGGUCAGCCAUGCGGGUCAAACAGCGCCUUCCGUGUGCCACUCACCCUGACCGCUUUGACCACUGGGCUCAAGUCCUGACCGUCCAGACCUUCUCCUCAGGAACCCAUUACUGGGAGCUGGAGGCAGAGGGCUUCUGGGACAUUGCGGUGUCCUACCGGAGCAUCGGGCGGAAAGGGAAGGAGGGCACUGCCUUUGGAAAUAACAAGAUGUCUUGGAGCCUGACGCAGCAGCACGACAGGAAGCUGGCUGCCUGGCACAACCGCAGGAAGACCCGCCUUUCCAGCCGGAUGUCAGGCAACCGUGUGGGUGUGGCCCUGGAUUAUGGCAUAGGCACAAUCACUUUCUCAGAGGUGGGGCCUUCCAACACCCUGACCCACUUGCACACCUUCAGCACAUCCUUCAACCAGCCGGUGUGCCUAGGCUUUGGCCUCUACAAGGCUGAGCUCCACAGCAGAAUCUCUAUAGUGAGGGUGUGAGGGAUCAUUAGAGACCAGAGAAUACAAAUUAUAUUUCUAUAGCUGGGACACCUUCGGAGUGGGRCUCAGGGAUGGAGACUUUGUGAGAGGUUUCCUUCUGGAACAUCUCCCAGGAUCUCAUGAGUGAUUGGACUAUGAACAAAAGAGCUUGUGUGAGCAUGAAUAAUUGUAAGACUACAUUCUUACAGCACUCAGGACUUGAAAUACUGUGAACUAUGGCUUUGAAUCAGUAAGUGAUAAGGGAAUGUAUAUGUUUAAGGUAAUGAUUAAAGAAUUCCACCCUGAAACUUAACAAUUAGUAAUGAUUAGUUUUAAUGAAUAAUUAAAGUGCUAAACGUAAGUCCAAUAAGGUUCGGUAGAGACAAGUGAGGGAGAGAAAUGUGUGUGUGUGUGUGUGACUAAGAAAAUACCGAGAACAAUUAAACUGUGUAUGACCUGACCUGGCUAGAACUUUGAGAAACUUACGGCAAGAAAGGGAGUCCCAUCAAGGUCCCUCUAAUCUCGGGGGAAUGGAAUUGCCAGCUUGGUAGUGAUAAACAGUGGUGAGAACUAUGGGGAAGGAUACAUCCCACCUACUGUUCGUGUGUAUGUGCGUAAGUAGGGAGGGAGUGAGUUAUAAAAUGACAUGUUCUUUGUAUUUUGACUUUAGAAUGUUCUCAUGAAUAAACUUU